AUGGGCUGGAGCGCAAUAAGGAGGUCUUUCUUCAAUGCUGGCGGCGUGCCCAGGAUCGAGUUGGACUCUCCCAUGAGCUGGAGGUCUUUCAUAAGCGACAGCACGUCCGGGUACUCGACGAUGAUCUCUUCGACGUCGAUGGUGAGCAUCUGGAACCCUGCGUUUUUCAUGAGGGUGGCCACGUCGGCAGACUCGACAAACGGCGAGACUCUGGGCGACAAUUCUCCACAACGCUCGAGCUCUGCCAUCUGGAGCGCCGAUCGAAGCUCAAACAGCGUGUCGCCCGCAAACAUCGACCCGAUGAAACACCCGUUCGGUUGCAGCGACGAAUACAGGUUCUGGAACACUGUUGGCAGGUCGUUGAUCCAAUGCAACGACAGCAUGCUUUUGGACGAGUCCACCAUGUAUAUUUUCCCGAUUUUGGACCGGACAAGAUGCUUGUCGUCUCUCCAUCUUUUGUCGUCGUCGGGUCUGGACUCGCACAGCUGGCGCUCGAAGUUGCCCGAGUUGCACCCAAAGUCCAUGAUGCUUGUGAACGGGGUCUUGAGAAACGCCAGACGUUCGAUCGACCGUCUGGCUACUUCGUCCCGGAUAUACUCCACCAUGGUUGUAGUUGUUGGUCUUUUGGGGCUCGAGUCCCUUGGGCAGAUGGCUAGGAUCAGGGUUCAGUUGCUCUAUGAACUGUUGGAGCUGGCCAACCUUGAUUCCAAUCUCCAGGUAAUAAGGAUCGGUCACAGGACACUUGUGGUGCAGUUCGUUGAGGUAACUGGAGAAGAUGUUCAAAACACCCUCAUCAGCACGUCGGGCACAAGCUCCAGAACGUUGAGUGUGAGCUCGGAAAUACAAGACAGACCGGCUUGCACUUGGUCUGGCUUGGUGAAGUCCACGAGCUUCUCGGCAUGGUUACCCCAAAUCUCCUUGGGCCAGAACGAUCUGCCAUCGUCCAGAUCUUCUCUGAAAUCCCUGAUGAUGUUUGUUUUUUGUAGAAAUGCACCCAUCGACAAACUCAGGUCGAUUUUUUCCAACAGAUCAGGGUGUCCAAAGUUUGCAGCCACAGUCAUCUUGUUUGUGGUACUCGGCGAGGAUCUUGUCGAAUUCAACAAGAACGAUCCGGUCCUUUUCGUUUGGCCCGUUUCCAUUGUAGGUCCAGUCUUUGAGCAACAAUUUGGAGUCGAACGAUCUAAGAAGAGGUAUUUUCUCGUCUGGCGAGAUGGUCAUGUCGUCUUCGAUCGUGUCGAGGGCUCUCAACACCAGGUAGAACAACAUGAUGGCAUUACGCAGUUCCGGGUUGAGCUCCAUGAUCACGGCAGCGAAUGA
Molecule: messenger RNA, 1317 nt
Organism: Ogataea philodendri
Lineage: Eukaryota; Fungi; Ascomycota; Pichiomycetes; Pichiales; Pichiaceae
Exons: 5
Coding region: 1-1317 (438 amino acids)
Source: RefSeq, a predicted model, not a curated record